Messenger RNA from Funneliformis caledonium, 413 nucleotides. Lineage: Eukaryota; Fungi; Glomeromycota; Glomeromycetes; Glomerales; Glomeraceae. The record is from the annotation of a GenBank genome assembly.
AAACUAGUGAAGAAUUCCGUCCAACAUUGCAAUUUAAUCAAGUCAAUGCUGAAUUAGCACCAAAAAGUGUAGGAGAUACAGGAUUUAAACAAUUUUUGGAUACAUAUGAUUAUUCUUGUGAUGCAUCUCUUUUUCCUGAUGAUCAUUAUUUGAUAGAAGUAUUAUUUGUUCGUGUAAAAAUAUCUUGUGAUACCCCUGUGGAAAUUCUUUACUAUUUUAGCCAAAAAUCAGGAAAUUAUGAUAUAUGUUAUUAUUGUGGUAUAGAAAAUGAUUUAAUUAGUCUGCCUAGUAUACUAACAGAUAAAUUUAAAAUAAUAUAUCCAUUAUGUCAAGGGUGUCAAGAUAGAGGUAAAAAAUUCAAUACUCGUUUAGAAGUUAAAGUAAAUAAUAGUAAACGAAGAAAAGUAGGUUAA